AUGUGCCGUGCUGAUAUGCCAACAAUUUGUCUUUGCGUAUUACUAAAAAGCGCAAGACUUAUUCUUCCUUACGAUUUGAGUUUUCACUGUUCAGCUCACUCAUUGCAAGUACUGCACAGUGGUCUACAUUUUUUUUCCUCAAUGGAGAGCAUUCGUCUCGAAGUUUACACAGACAAAGCCGUCUAUGUGCCCGGUCAGUCAGUGACGGGCUCUGUUUUUAUCGUCACUCCAAAAGCAAUUGCAGUGGAUAGCGUUCGCGCACGCCUAUUUGGAGAUAUCAAUAUUAAUUUUACAAAUAAGGAUUACAACUCCUUCAAAAAUCAUCGAGUAUUUGUAAAUGAGGAGAAGGAGUUAUGGCACUACAGUACCCUUCACGAAUUGUUGGAUAUGUCGACAGUUGAUAUGAAUGCGAAUCAUUGUAAGACGGGUUAUCUGACUGGUAAAUCACAAUUUCGAUUUUCAUUUCAAUUACCAUACGAUCUCGCUACUUCAUUCAACUGUUCUGGAAGUCCAGUGCAAGUAAAAUACUUUAUAUCGGUGACGCUUCACGUUGAAGACAAAAUAGUAUUUCAACAAGAGCAACCGAUUUCAAUACUUUCUCCACAAAUGGUAGCCAAACCAGUGGGAAGUCAGAAAGUCGUUCAUUCUCGAUGUUUUCCAUUACCAAAAAAUCGCAGCUUGUACAUAGAAUGUGCUCUCGAUCAGACAAUGUAUUCACCAACUGGACGAUUAGAAGCUUCUGUAACGAUAGCUAAUAGAUGGAAACAGUCGAUAAAAUAUGUACAUAUGAAUAUUGUCCGUAAAAUUGAAGUAGUAGGAGCGUCAGAAACAGAUCGAACUGUAGGCGAAACGAAUACCGUAUUCAUGGACACUACAGGUGUCGGUCUGCCAACCUCGAAGCGUAAGAUUGCCGUGGGCGAAACUUAUACGUUCCGACCUUCGUUCAACGUGCCAGCUCUGCCACCAAAUAUGGAGGUUCCGGGCCUUAUGAGGACUUCAUAUUUAUUGAAAAUCUCAGUUGGACGGGCAUACAACUACGUGAUUGCGUCUUUGAGUGUUCCCAUCACGAUCGUAACAGACAUAAUAGACGUGGAGCCGGUAGUUCCCGCUUCAUCAGAUGAAGAUAUUUUGAUAGAUUUAAAUCCAUCGUCAACAUGGGUGCCGACGAAUAAAUCGCCGAUUGACCUUCUCGCAUAGCACUAAUCAUUGUCUGGAUCGUCUCGAUAUCACAUGAUUUGUAUAUACACUGAAAAUCAAUGCAAUCAAUAAAUCUUUAAUCUUUGC
This is a messenger RNA of Cylicocyclus nassatus, 1284 nucleotides long. The record is from the annotation of a GenBank genome assembly. NCBI's taxonomy places the organism in Eukaryota, Metazoa, Nematoda, Chromadorea, Rhabditida, Strongylidae.